Messenger RNA from Cyclopterus lumpus (lumpfish), 873 nucleotides. RefSeq names its product synaptosome associated protein 91a (gene snap91a). The transcript has 9 exons. Bases 1 to 873 code for a protein of 290 amino acids. Gene Ontology annotation, molecular function: clathrin heavy chain binding; phosphatidylinositol-4,5-bisphosphate binding; 1-phosphatidylinositol binding. Gene Ontology annotation, biological process: clathrin-dependent endocytosis; clathrin coat assembly; synaptic vesicle budding from presynaptic endocytic zone membrane. Gene Ontology annotation, cellular component: clathrin-coated vesicle; synaptic vesicle; extrinsic component of presynaptic endocytic zone membrane. The record is from RefSeq and is a predicted model, not a curated record. NCBI's taxonomy places the organism in Eukaryota, Metazoa, Chordata, Actinopteri, Perciformes, Cyclopteridae.
AUGUCGGGUCAGACGCUCACGGACCGCAUCGCCGCGGCGCAGUACACCCUGACGGGAUCCGAGGUGGCCCGAGCUGUGUGUAAAGCCAGCACACAUGAACAGACGGCUCCAAAGAAGAAGCACCUGGAAUACCUGAUCCAGGCCACCCAGGAGACCACCGUGAACGUCCCCCUGAUGGCCGACACGCUGAUGGAGAGGGUCAGCAACGCCAGCUGGGUGGUGGUUUUCAAGGCCCUGAUCACCACACACCACCUCAUGGUGAAUGGCAACGAGAGAUUCCUGCAGUUCCUGGCAUCGAGAAACACCUUGUUCAACCUCAGCAACUUCCUGGACAAAACUGGCUCCCACGGUUACGACAUGUCCACGUUCAUCAGGCGCUACGGCCGCUAUCUCAACGAGAAGGCCUUCGCCUACAGACAGAUGGCUUUCGACUUCGGCCGGGUCAAGAAAGGAGCCGACGGAGCGAUGAGGACCAUGUCAGUGGAGAAGCUGUUGAAAGGAAUGCCCACCCUGCAGAGCCAGAUCGACGCGCUGCUGGAUUUCGAAGUGCAUGCACCAGAACUGAACAAUAUGGUGAUAAAUGCCUGCUUUCUCCUACUCUUCAAAGAUCUGAUAAAGUUAUAUGCCUGCUACAAUGAUGGCAUAAUUAACCUGCUAGAAAAGUUCUUCCAGAUGAAGAGAAGCCAGUGUAAAGAUGGUCUGGAGAUCUACAAAAGAUUCCUGACACGAAUGACUCGGGUUUCAGAAUUCUUCAAAAUUGCUGAGCAAGUGGGAAUAGACAAAAAUGACAUACCUGAACUCACUCAGGCCCCAGAAAGCCUUCUGGAGUCCCUGGAGACCCACCUUAACACGCUGGAGGGGAAGAAGCCGUAA